AUGCCUUCCUCUAUGCUAAGGCUGGUUACCCGCGCAUGGCCGUCUGCCCUCCUCUGGAUACAUCCCACGAAAGUGCCACCAGAGAUAGGCAAGAGACGACUUGAGGAGUUUCUUGCGUGGGUGGCAAUGCUACAAAUCAACGAAAAGAGACAGAGAGAUCGACUUUCUCUUUACGCAUUUGGCGUUAUCACUGAUAAUCUACACGUCAGUGCGUCAGACGCUCAUCCGCAUGUCACCAUCGCCGCUGCCACCGAAGAAAUGAGAGCUCAAGGAAAGCACAUCGUAAUACACAGCAGAACAGAUACAAAGGAUCAUGAUAUUGCCAAAUUCGCAGGCGCAAAGGAGUACCCAAACAAUAUCAAAGAUACCCCGGCGGAAAUUAGGCAAUCGUAUCUCGCUCCCUUCCACGUCCACAACGUUCUUCAGGCUGACACAACCGGGGCUUGGCCUGUAGCUUACUUUCGGGACUCUGCCGACAACGCCGAUAAAUGGUUUUUUCUAAACAACAGCAAUCAAAUUUCUUACAUUCCCCAAUUCUUCAGCUUCAGUAGUGGGGGUUCAGAGUACCUGGCAUUUUUCAACGCGAAGCUACAACGGUUCUGCAGGGCUGUCUUCUUUGACCAGCAGCGGCCAGGAGCUUCCUUCCCAGCCCCCGAAUCUACCAACCUUGCGCCACUGGGCGGCGUGCCAGAAGAAAUUCAGCUUCAUAUCAAAUGGGGGCGUGAUAUGAAAAACCUGAUCAGAUUCACAUCUGCUGAUGGCAAAAAACGCCGGUCCUCAUGGAGAGAUUGGCGGUUGGUUGGUUGA
Molecule: messenger RNA, 807 nt
Organism: Clonostachys solani
Lineage: Eukaryota; Fungi; Ascomycota; Sordariomycetes; Hypocreales; Bionectriaceae
Source: the annotation of a GenBank genome assembly